Molecule: messenger RNA, 456 nt
Organism: Caenorhabditis elegans
Lineage: Eukaryota; Metazoa; Nematoda; Chromadorea; Rhabditida; Rhabditidae
Gene: W02D7.8
Product: Membrane protein US9
Exons: 2
Coding region: 7-414 (135 amino acids)
Source: RefSeq, marked reviewed
UUUCAGAUGAAUCCAUCAACUUCUAGUUCAGUCGAAAUACCAAAACCAAUAAGUUCUCCAAGAAGAACUCUACCAGAAGCUCCUCCAAGUUAUUAUGAUUUUCCACCGAGUUAUACAUCAAAUGGAGAAACCUUUACUGAUGAAUUACCAGCAUAUUGUCCAACAGAAUUCCCUGGCACAAGGCAAUGUGCUCGAGAUGGAAGCCGAUCAAUGUCAGGUGUUCAUAAUCAACGUGUAUUUACAGUACUUCCACGUCAAUCAUACGCUAUCCGAAUGCAGAGAUCACGACGAGUUUCUCCGUCUACUGGCCAUCUUCGUCGACGACUCAACAAAGUAUUCGGGCUCGCCUUUAUUCUGAUGCUUGGGACAGUUAUUCUAAUACUUGCAGUUUUGAUGACAAUAUCACUAGUUUGAUAAUUUAUUGUGAAAAUAAAUUGAUUUUAUUCAAAACCAACU